AUUGCCACCACCAUCACCACACCCAACACAAAUACGACAAUGCCGAAGCCAAAGGGGAAGCGACCAACUGCUGAAAAGAAGUUCGACGGCGGUGGUAGCCGAAUUAAAGCUGUGAACACCUGGGAUGAAAUGGAACAUGAUUCAGAGGAUGAAUUUCACGACAGCCGCGGCUCUAUUCUUUUGGAUCACGAACAGGAUCUAGAGCGUCGUCAGUACGAUGAGUAUGAGGGCAGCGAAGAGGAAGUUUUUGGUUUAGAAGGCGAUGAAGACGACGAGGAGGAUCUCAGCGACCUGGAUGCCGACCUUGAUCGUAAAGAUGAUGAGGAAGAGUUGGAUCUCGAUAAGACAUCCUGGGGUAAAACCAAGCGCAGUUACUAUAACGCCGAUGAAAUCGAGUCUGAUGACGAAACUGCCAAGGCAGAAGAGGAGGAAGCCCUGAGGCUGCAAAAGAAGCGCCUGGCCGAAAUGUCAGAGGAGGAUUUCGCUCCUGAAGAGGAAGAGACUGCCUGGGGAGCUGCUGCUGGACGUGGUGCAUUAGGCGACAAAGAUGCAGACCGUGCACUAGUGGAGGGCUUUGAGAAGGAGUUGCAGGGGAUUGAUUUGUUGAAGGCCAAACAAGGAGGUGUUGUUGUCGAAAAGAUUGCAAAGGCUGGCAUCAGCAAACUGUCCAAACAGGAGAUCUUGAAGGUGCUUCAGAACCAGAGCCCAGAAUUGCUUGAUUUGGUGGAGGAAUUCAAGGAGAAGAUCGAGAUAUUGCAAGCUAUCGCAGAAUUACUUCAGCUUACCAGCUCACUCUCUAAGCCCUACCCUGACGACAAGGCGCCGAUGCCCUUCCUUCACCUGAAAUACCAGACCCUGAUCAGUUACCUCACCAAUAUCGCCUUUUAUAUCACACUCAAGACGACACCGGAGACAGACUCUACGGAUCUCACAAAUCAUCCUGUCAUCGAUGCACUGUACGAGCUGAAGAAGGCGAUUGUCAAGUUAGAGAAGAUGGAAAAGAAGAAGGCGAUCGCUGAUAGCAUGGAGGAACUCUUAGAGGUCUUGGAGAAUGGUGGCGAAUCAGACGCAGAUACGGAUGAGGAGGACGAGGAAGAGAUACGGCGUUUGAUGGAGAAAAAAGCCAAUGCACGGAAAGUUUCCGUGAAGGGUAAGAAACUCCAGAAUGAGGCUAACAGCAAGACAGCAAGGAAGACCGCUAAGUCAAAGGAAUUCGAAUAUAACGUGGAUUUCGAGGAAGAAUUCGUAUCACACAGCAAAAAGUCCAAGAAGGACGCCAAGUCAAUAUCGACUGACAAGAAGCGCCGGAUGGAAAGUGAUUAUGGCGAUCUGGAUGAGUUGCUGGAUGUGGAUCUGGAGGACAAGGCACAAAAGAAGCGAUCCCUUCGAGAUUAUGUCGCUAAGCUGGAUCAAAACGCCAACAAGCGAUCCAAAAUUCUUAAAGGCUCCGGUGACACCGAUAUCCCAUACCGCGAGAAGUUCAAGGAUCGUCAAGAGCAAAUGAAGAGACAGGCAGUCAAGAGUGCACCCGCACCCGAGAACACAGAGCUGGACGACCUGGAGUGGGACGCCAAGGAUAUGGCCGACGCACGUCGUGUGGGCAGCGGAGACAAUGAUGAUAUCUUUAGCGACGGUGAAAUGCCUGGGCGUGGUGGACGUGGUGGACGUGGCCAGGAGGAGCGGGAGGGUGUGGACUAUUACCAGGAGGUGAUUAAUGCCAAGGAGGCCAAGAAGGCUGCCCGCAAGGCUUUGAACGAAAGUUUGGAGAAGAGCACGUCAUUCGAAGAUACCAGCAUCGAUCCCAGCGACAAGCGCUCGAUUUCAUGGCAAAUCCUCAAGAACAAGGGUCUCACUCCUCAUCGGAAGAAAGAGCAGCGCAACCCAAGAGUCAAGCACAGGAACAAGUACGAGGCGGCCAAGAAGAAGAUCAAGUCCGUCAAGCGUGUCUUCACCAGACUGGAGGGUGCGUACGGAGGAGAGAAGACUGGUAUCAAGACCGGUCUCGCACGCAGUGUCAAGUUCUCUUGAAAGAGCAAUUUCGCGUUCCAUUCAUAAUAAACCGCAUAGACAGCAUCGUAUUAUCAUCAUCGAUAUCAUUGAUUAGAC
Gamsiella multidivaricata is the source of this 2106-nucleotide messenger RNA. Its product is annotated as Sas10 C-terminal domain-containing protein. NCBI's taxonomy places the organism in Eukaryota, Fungi, Mortierellomycota, Mortierellomycetes, Mortierellales, Mortierellaceae. Gene Ontology annotation, biological process: maturation of SSU-rRNA from tricistronic rRNA transcript (SSU-rRNA, 5.8S rRNA, LSU-rRNA). Gene Ontology annotation, cellular component: small-subunit processome; nucleolus. The record is from RefSeq and is a predicted model, not a curated record. The coding region runs from base 40 to 2028 and encodes 662 amino acids. The transcript is spliced from 4 exons.